This is a messenger RNA of Penicillium egyptiacum, 1170 nucleotides long. Lineage: Eukaryota; Fungi; Ascomycota; Eurotiomycetes; Eurotiales; Aspergillaceae. The record is from the annotation of a GenBank genome assembly.
AUGUUACUCCGUCACCCUUUUCUCACAAUCCUGGCCUUGCUAGCCGUCCCAACGCGGGUAUUAUCACGAAAGGGAGGCGAUAGCUCUAGCAGCGACAGCGAGAGCGAUACCAGUAGCUCCGGCGGCUCCAGCGGGUCUAGUGACCCCGGUGAUAGUGAAGACACCUCUUCAUCAACAUCGACAUCCUCGGGCGGACUGCACUGCUCCGAUACCCACCGCCUCGACUUUGACGAUCUUCAACCUCCGCACUACUACCAAUACAACCGAGCACCACGCCGUGGCCAUGCUAGUGCUUACAGCGACUGGGAUGGCGUCUUCUUCAAGGGCGAAGCCAGCCUCAAAUACACCAUCAUAACACCACCAAACAAUUUAACAGAAGGCGACAUCGCUAGUUCAUCUUUGAUCACAUGUCCAUUUGGCACACAAUCCACGCGCAUGCUGGGCGCUGCCUGGGUCGGUGCCAAAGCUCCCACUCCCGCGGGACCCGUCAAUCCCUUCACGUUGGGCUUCAAGGCCUGGGAGAGCAACGUACGCGUCUCGGAUAUCGACUAUUCAUACAGUGUAUGUGAAGACCUAGAUCUCGUGCAACUCACCACAACGGUGGACUGGUACAAUGGAGGUUCAAUCGAGAAGGCCAUGGAUGCUGUUGCAUUAAACAUAACCCAGGCGGCGGGAAACAGCAACAAGAUUCUGUUCGACGGGGUGUAUGAUCUUAAAGACUGGGCAGAUAGUGAAAGGAACUCCAUCCAAGCAGCAGAGUAUGACAACUCGGGUCUUCGGGGUCAGAUGAUUUCCCUUCCGGAUAGUCUCUGUUCGGAGGGGAGAAAGUUGGGCAAGAUCCUUAUUGGAUGGCCCACUGGAACACACAUCAAUGGGUCUAUGACGAAUGAAACACUUGAGUUGAAUUUCUCUGGCUUGACAGUUGCUGGGUUUGAACAUGGUUCACCAUUCCCAGACACCGACACAAAAGUAAAUGUGACUUUUGAAUUCACAUUCACGGGUAGUUUUGAUGCUGCAAAUUCCUCGCAGGUGGUUCUGCCAGGAGCGUCGAGCCACAAUACAUCCCUAAUCAGCUUUGAGAGGGCGACCGGUAGUGCUACUGUGGCAAGUCUCUCAUUGCAUUGUGUACUAAUGUCUUUAUUGGUCAGUCUUGGGGUGAUGGUUGUAUGA